Molecule: messenger RNA, 939 nt
Organism: Bipolaris oryzae ATCC 44560
Lineage: Eukaryota; Fungi; Ascomycota; Dothideomycetes; Pleosporales; Pleosporaceae
Exons: 1
Coding region: 1-939 (312 amino acids)
Source: RefSeq, a predicted model, not a curated record
AUGGCGUCAGAAACCGACGAAGCCUCCAAAAUCGAUUCUGGCAAAUUCUACAACGAAUACAAAGGCCACCCCAUUGCCGACUUGACCAUAUUCCGCAACAUAACACUCACCGAGCACCCGGACAAACCCAUCAUCUACCUCGCCGGCGACUCCUCCCUCGAUAAUAAAUUCUGGCUGAAAGAACGCAUUUCCUCCUCCUCCCAAAUCCCUGCCAUCUACCACUACACCCUCGCUACCCCCAUCACCCUCAUCCCAGACGUAGCAUACUGGCUCAACUCCGCUCUCUCGACCCGCGCAACAUGCAUCAACACCGCCGUCGAAGAAUCCCUCUUACGCUCCCGCGACACCGAUCUCCUCCCACACGACGCCUUCAUCCGCUCCUCGAUCCGCGCUAACGACAUCCUCGUCGUAAGCGUCGGCUCCAACGACAUCGCUCUCAACCCGUCGGUGGAAACCAGCGCGCACAUGUUCCAGCUUGCGUGGCUUACGCCGCGGAAAUCCAUCGAGGACGGGUCGGCGUGGGGUUUGCCGUAUUUCCGGAACCUCUUUGGGACGAAGAUUCAGGAGUAUAUUGCCCGCCUUACCGAAGUCACGAAACCGAGGACUGUGGUUGUUUGUAUGAUUUAUUUUCCGCUCGAGAGUGGAAAGGGGCAGAGUGGGUGGGCGGAUGGGAAGCUCAGGGUGCUGGGGUAUGAGAGGGAUCCCGGGCAGUUGCAGGCGGCGAUUAGGGAGUUGUAUAAGAGUGCGACUGAGGAGAUCAAGGUGGAGGGGGUGCAGGUGGUGCCGUGUGCGUUGUUUGAGGUGUUGGAUGGGAAGGGGGCGGGGGAUUAUGUGGAGAGGGUUGAGCCGAGUGGGGAGGGGGGCAGGAAGAUGGCGGGGGAGUUUGUGAGGGUUUUGGAAGGGGUGUUGGGGGAAGGGGUAGGAAUGGAGAAUGAGUAA